AUGCUCAUCAUUUUGGCGAACGAAAACAAACCGAGGGAUAGAAAUUCCGUUGACCGUAUCGUAUCCAGCGAAAUACCAGAUGCUGACCAAAAUCCUCAAUUGUAUGAAAUGGUGAAGAGUCGUAUGAUUCAUGGACCGUAUGGAGUACUAAACAAAAAUUCCCCUUGUAUGCAAGAUGGAAAGUGCACUAAGGAAAUUCCAAAAGAGUUGCGGAAUGAGACCGCUCCAAAUAAGGAUGGCUAUCCGCGAUAUCGAAAGCGAGAUAAUGAAGUCAUUGCCAAGGUGGGAAAGUAUGAGGUUGACAACCGAAAGGUAAUUUUGUAUAACCCACGCUUACUCAUGAAAUGGGAUGCUCAUAUUAAUGUGAAAGUCUGUGCAACUGUGAAAAGUAUCAAGUAUCUAUUCAAAUAUGUUUACAAGGGACACCAUUGCGCUAAUAUUAAACUGGAACUACCUGUUAAAGACUGUGCAAAUUUUGCCAAAACUCUGCAAUGGAAUAAAAUUAAAGCGCAUCUCGACGCUAGAUAUGCCGGUGCACCAGAAGCUGUAUGGAGACUCUUUGAAUUUCCACUACAUGACAAGUCUCAUUCUAUUAUCCGAUUAGUUAUUCAUCUUCCCAUUAUGCAAUCCGUCUAUUUUGCAGAAGGAAAUGAAUUAGAAGCGUUGGAUCGAGCAACUGAGAAGGAUAAAACCCUCAUUGCAUGGUUCAAAUUAAAUCGUGACAACUUAGAUGCCAGAAGAUAUCUGUAUCAUGAUAUUCUGAAUCACUUCGUUUUCGACCGAGAAACAAAUGGAAGCGUCGACAGCAAGUGUGAUCCAUCACUAACGCUAACAGCCGAGGAUUUUAUGCGCUACUUCGACGCUGAAACAGCAGAAGCAAUGGUGCUCUAUGAUAUUGAAGCGAUGUUGGCAGAACAAGGGCGAAGUUUUAGCGACUUUGGCAUACUAAUACCAUCCAUGUUUUGUCCAUUAUAA
Rotaria socialis is the source of this 975-nucleotide messenger RNA. NCBI's taxonomy places the organism in Eukaryota, Metazoa, Rotifera, Eurotatoria, Philodinida, Philodinidae. The record is from the annotation of a GenBank genome assembly.